GUCUUGCAUUUGUAGGUGAAAAGCAGCAGAUAGCUGCUAGCUAGCCUCAUGAGGGACCAGAGAUGAAGAAGGACCACCCCCCUUUUAUAGCAUCGUUGAGUGAGGCUCACUUCUUGCUCGAGCUCGAGGAGCUCAGCAAGGUAUAGCAAGCUCUCGGUCGCCAUUGCAAUGGAAGGCCUGAUCCCGUUGGUGUACCGAGCCAUCGUGGAGUACAGGAAGGCGAGGCAUCAGGUCGCCAUCGGAAGCCGCCUGCUGUACGGCGGCGACCACCACCACCAGCCGUGUGGUUCGUCGGCGCUCUUCUGCGUCGUCGACUCUGGCAGCAGCAGCGGCAGCUGGCACGCCGCGCCGUCGUCGAUGUCCCCGGCCACGUCGCCGGCGGCGUCCAGGGCCAGCAGUAGCCUGGCGUCGCCGCUCCUCCGCUCAGCGUCCCGCCGCCAGUUGGCAGGUUAGUGGAUCUGCUCGUGAUGGGCAACAAGUUCGAGCGGUGAUAUGAGAGGCACCGUUCGGCGUGUACAACAGUACAAGUGUACAUGUACGUAUUACGUAGUCGUACGUAUACAAGGUGUGUUAAUAGGCCCUCGAGAGAAAGAAAAAAAAAAGGUUUGUUUUGAAGAAUAAAGGGCAUGGUCAGAGGGUGGUCCAAAGGAGCACCUCAACUGAUGAGAAGAGGAGGCAAAGCUGCUCCUUCGAGCCCAGCUGGUGGUUGUACGUGUAAUCCUGUAGGCUUCAGCUGCUGCUAGCUCCAGUAGCGGCCAUAUAUGUGAAACACAAGUACUCCUAUGUGUUGUGUACGUGCUAAAAGUUACAGCACGGGCCGAGCUUGUCGUUCAACUGCACAUGUACAUAGCGACAAGAGCGUAGUAAAUAAACUGUACAUAAGUCUCAAAAAGUGCAAGAUAUGAGAUGCCAAACCUAGUUUUUUUUUUUCCGUGAACGUGCUUGGCAUUUGGCAAGUUUCUCAUUAAUAAGAGGAAACCCAGUAAAAUCGAUCUCAGUGCAGGUGGAGAGAAUUAUUA
Sorghum bicolor (sorghum) is the source of this 1019-nucleotide messenger RNA. RefSeq lists its product as uncharacterized. The transcript has a single exon. NCBI's taxonomy places the organism in Eukaryota, Viridiplantae, Streptophyta, Magnoliopsida, Poales, Poaceae. The coding region runs from base 169 to 453 and encodes 94 amino acids. The record is from RefSeq and is a predicted model, not a curated record.